AUGGCAUCUUCAAGGCUUGUCGCCCGCUCGUCGCGAGCUUUGGUUUCGCUCCAGCGCACUCAAUGCCGCACUUUCACCAUCUCUUCGCUCCGCAAUGGCGAGUUCGAUGCGCUCAACAAGCGCACAAAUGACACCUCGGAAACCUACCGCCAAUACCAGAUUGAGAAGCCUCUGAACCCUCAUUUGCCCAACACGACUUCGACUAUUACCAACAAGAUGCCGUCGGCGGGGGAAGCCGCCGCCCCACCAGAGUUGAUGACCAACAGCGAACUGGGCGUUGGCGAGAUGGAGGGCGCCAAGUUUAAGGUCGAGCCGCUCAAGCGGACGGGCGAGGACGCCAAUACGAUGCGCGCGAGGUUAUUAUAUCAGAGUCGGAAGAGGGGAACCCUAGAAAGUGAUCUCCUGCUGAGCACCUUCGCCGACGCCCACCUCGCCACCAUGUCGCCUUCCCUAAUGCAGCAAUAUGAUUCUUUCCUCGAUGAAAACGACUGGGACAUUUACUACUGGGCAACACAAGAACCCACGCCUACAUCACACGAAACAGCCGAGGGCAGUGGCUCCACCUUGUCCACGCCUAAUGUACAGGGCAAGGAUGCGACGGCGCAGACGAAGUUGCCAGAAAAGGAUGAGCGCAAGAGAGACCCUGGAGAGGGCGAAUGGGCGCAAACAGUGGGCACUUUCAAGCCUGCGUACAGGCCUGUUCCCAACAGGUGGAAGGGCAGCGAGAUUCUUAGCCUGCUCAGAAAACACGUCAACGAGAGGAAGGCAGGCGGUGUCAUCGAGGGUCACGGCCAAAAGCAGCAGGAAGGCAAGGGUCUGGGCAUGAUGCCUGAAGUCAAGAAUUUCGAUCAGUAA
Molecule: messenger RNA, 855 nt
Organism: Exserohilum turcica Et28A
Lineage: Eukaryota; Fungi; Ascomycota; Dothideomycetes; Pleosporales; Pleosporaceae
Exons: 2
Coding region: 1-855 (284 amino acids)
Biological process (GO): tricarboxylic acid cycle; protein-FAD linkage; mitochondrial electron transport, succinate to ubiquinone
Cellular component (GO): mitochondrion
Source: RefSeq, a predicted model, not a curated record